This is a messenger RNA of Ictidomys tridecemlineatus (thirteen-lined ground squirrel), 861 nucleotides long. The record is from RefSeq and is a predicted model, not a curated record. Lineage: Eukaryota; Metazoa; Chordata; Mammalia; Rodentia; Sciuridae.
AGACAUGCAUCUGCCAGCGUUGGCGGUUCAGAAGCCUGUAAACACAUGAAAUUUGAAGGGGGAGUGCAUAGAGUACAGCGAGUACCAAAGUCAGAGAAGCAAGGCCGCAUCCAUACUAGCACCAUGACAGUGGCAAUAUUACCCCAGCCCAUUGAGAUUAAUCUGGUGAUUAAUCCUAAAGAUUUGAGAAUCGAUACUAAGCGAGCUAGUGGAGCUGGGGGUCAGCAUGUAAAUACCACGGACAGUGCUGUGAGGAUUGUUCUUCUUCCAACAGGUGUUGUUUCUGAAUGCCAACAAGAGAGGUCUCAACUGAAAAAGAUGGCUAUGAAAAAGUUGCGUGCAAAGCUGUACAAUAUGCAUCUCGAGGAAGAAACAAGUAAAAGGUACAGUGCUAGGAAGAUCCAGGUUGGAACUAAAGAAAGAUCAGAGAAAAUAAGAACAUACAAUUUUCCAAAGAACCAGGUCACAGAUCACAGAAUAAACAAAUCACUGCAUGGUCUUGAGACUUUUAUGCAAGGAGAUUAUCUACUGGAUGAACUUAUACAGUCACUGAAGGACUAUGCUGAUUAUGAAUAUUUACUAGAAAUUAUUUCCAAAAAAGCUUAGGUUGGUUUGUUAUUAAAGUAUUUCAUGCGCUCAGGAAAAUACUAUAGCACAUCAAUUGUGCAUACUCAUGAGUAUUCUCUUAAAAAAAAGUUUUUACAAUGGUAAGCAAUAUACAUAUUCGUAAUGCAUAAUUAAUGUAGAUCUCAGUGCAUUAGUAAAACAUAAUGAUUGCUGUAAAUCUUGUGCUCUUCUGUACAAGAAACAGAUGAACUCAUUUGUUUCUGUAAGAUCCUUAAAAUUAAAUAUUUUAAUAUU